CUCUUUCGGCUGUGCCCCAGCAGAAGUGAAGCGGUGGGAAGGACUGGGCGCCUCUCUUUCGUCACACGCCGCGCUGGCCCGAGCCGAAGAGAAGUUUUUCAAACCCCCAUGUGUUUUCGUACGGGGAAAAUGUUGUUACAACGGGGUAGCUGUUCGUAGGUGCGUUUUAACGGAAAUCAUGACACUUUCGAGCGUUCCGGACAACACGAUUUAGGCACAACGGCGCUGUUUUUCUUUGUUUAUGCUGGAUGCGCUAGUCGGGGCAGUGUUAUUGGAUAGUAGUAUUGUGGUCUAGACGAGUUUUCUCAACCCCCUUCUCUCCGGAGCGCUGGCUAACAUUAGCAGCAUAGCUGCUGCCUCUUCCAUACUUUCGUAGAACAACGGGAAAGUUGAGUCGAGUCGGGAGACAUGGCGGAGACCAAAAUAAUUUAUCACAUUGACGAAGAGGAGACGCCGUACUUGGUGAAGAUUCCCAUAGCGGCUGAGAAAAUCACUUUGCUGGACUUUAAACAAGUUUUGAACAAGCCGAACUACAAAUUCUUCUUCAAGUCUAUGGACCAGGACUUCGGGGUGGUGAAGGAGGAGAUCUCAGACGACAGUGCCAAGCUGCCAUGCUUCAACGGAAGAGUUGUCUCCUGGCUGGUGUCCUCAGAUACCCCAGCAGCCGAACCCCCAGCUCCUCCAGUAGAGGUCCAGUCUCAGCCCUCACCUCCUCCUCCUCCCCUGCCUCCACCUCCUGCCGAGAGGACAGGGGGCAUUGGAGACUCCAGACCACCUUCCUUCCAUCCCAACACUGCAGGCAGCCUGGAGUCCUUAGAUGAUCAGACCGAGACCGAGUCAGUCGUAUCUUUCAGGAGAGAGAGACCUCGACCCAGAGAGAGCUUGGACCAACAUGGGCCUCGUAUGAAUGGGCAGUCCCGUAUGGACAGACACCUGGCUGGCUAUGAGAGUGCUACCACUGUGAUGAGCAGUGAACUGGACACCACGAGCUUCUGUGAUUCAGAUGACGAUGACACGAUGAGCAGGUUCAGCAGCUCCACUGAACAGAGCACGGCGUCUAGAUUGCUGAAACGCCAUCGCAGACGCAGGAAACAGCGCCCACGACUGGAGAGAGCUUCCUCUUUCAGCAGUGUGACAGAUUCAACAAUGUCCCUAAACAUCAUUACAGUCACCCUUAACAUGGAGAAGUAUAAUUUCUUGGGCAUCAGUAUAGUAGGUCAGAGUAAUGAGAGAGGUGAUGGAGGCAUCUACAUUGGCUCCAUAAUGAAAGGAGGAGCUGUAGCUGCAGACGGACGCAUUGAACCUGGAGACAUGCUGUUGCAGGUGAAUGACAUCAACUUUGAGAACAUGAGUAAUGAUGACGCAGUCAGGGUGCUCCGUGAGAUCGUCCAUAAACCUGGACCCAUCACCUUGACUGUGGCAAAAUGUUGGGACCCCUCUCCACAAGGUUAUUUCACCCUGCCACGCAAUGAGCCGAUCCAGCCCAUAGAUCCAGCAGCAUGGAUCAAUCAUUCGGUGGCUCUCACAGGGGCGUUUCCGUCCUACCCGAGCAGCACAAUCACCUCCAGCUCAUCUGUCACUGAAACGGAACGCUUUGACGAGUUCAACCUGUCUCUUCGCUCUGACAUGGCAUCUGUUGCUAAGGCCAUGGCAUCUCCUGAAUCUGGUUUGGAAGUCAGAGACCGAAUGUGGCUGAAGAUCACCAUUCCCAAUGCUUUCCUAGGUUCAGAUGUAGUUGAGUGGUUGUAUCAUCACAUUGAUGGGUUUCAGGACAGACGGGAAGCUCGUAAAUACGCCAGUAACCUACUCAAGGCUGGUUUCAUCAGACACACUGUUAACAAGAUUACCUUCUCUGAACAGUGCUAUUACAUAUUUGGAGACUUCAGUAACUGUGAAAAUUACAUGGCCAACCUUUCUCUUAAUGAUAACGAUGGUUCCAGCGGUGCUUCAGACCAGGACACUCUGGCGCCUCUUCCAUUACCAGGGGCAACACCGUGGCCUCUGCUCCACUCUUUCACGUACCAGUACCCUCACCCCUAUUCCACCCAGCCACCUCCUUAUCAUGAGCUCUCCAACUACAGCUACGGCCCAGGCAGUGCGGGCAGCCAGCACAGCGAAGGGAGUCACAGCAGUGGCUCCACGCGCAGCGACGGAGAGAAGAGAAGGGGCAGUAAAAGCGUAUCUGGAAGUACGGCGGGCGGCAGCGUACGCGACGAUAAAUCUCCCGGCGGGGGCGGGGCCGACUCGCGUUCUGGCAGCGGCAGCGAAUCAGAUUACUCUGUUCGCAGCAGCCUGAGACGAGACCACGGCUCAGCCACGCCCAGCGAACACAGUCGCUCCAGUCAGCGCUCCAGCCAGCGCUCGCAUCACCGCGUUGCCCCACCUGCUCAUCUCGCCCCGUAUCCGCCUGGAAUCCCCAUCCCCUACAACCCAAUGAUGGUGAUGAUGGUGCCUCAGCAUCCGCAUCCGCACCCACACCUAGCACUUGGGGCCCCGCACCCACAAACACCUACUUUGCCGCCCCACCCUGGCUUGCCGCCCUCCGGCACCCCUGGUGGGCCUCCAGGAGCUCCUCCGACCCGAGACCUGGGCUCCGUCCCGCCUGAGCUGACAGCCUCUAGGCAGUCUUUCCACUUGGCUAUGGGCAACCCCAGUGAGUUUUUUGUGGAUGUGAUGUAAUGAAGGAUGUAGCCGUCGAUGUACAGGUGAAGGAGUGAAUGCAGUGAGGUUCGUAGUCACAUGAUAACUGUGAGUUCCACUCUGUGGCCGACAGAGAUGUAGUUUACUGUAUCAGUGCAGCUCUUUAGAGUUAGUGUUUGUCCUUGACGGUAGGAACAGGGUUUACGGAAGGGUAGGGAGUCUUGCGUAGCACAGACUUCAACAUGUAUUUUGUCUUUGUGGUAUUGACCACAACAGGGUCUGGCCUUCUUAAAUGACUGAAAUGAGUCCUGUUAUUUUCCUUAAAUGUUUCCACAAAUUACUCCCAAGGCCUUUGAUUAGGUCUCAUGAUUUUUCCAGAAAAUAUUCUGUAAAUGGCAAUUCAAUUCGCUUUACACACCUUUUUAAAUGACCAACAUGAUAUUCAAUAGAAUUAUAACUUUAAUUUUAAGUAAAGCAUUCUGUUAAAAAAAAAAAAAAAAUAUGGAGGCUUGUUUCAGUCAUGGGUUAAAAACAUAAAAAGGCAAUUGCAACUUCUAUCUAACAAUUUAGACUUUUUUUUUUUUUUUCUCAGUUCUGAGGAAAAAGUCAGAAUAGUGAGAUAUAAACUCAGAACUUGCGAUACUGAGAAGACGCAGGGGAAAAAGUUGAAAUUGUGUGAUUUUAAAAAAUAUAUAAAAACCAAAAAAAAACAGCUUUUUUUAUUUUUUAGUAAAUAGGACGUAAAAAAAAAAAAAAAGAACUGCGAGAUGCAAACUCGGAAUUUGGUGGAAAAAAUGUAAUUACAGGAUGUUUUUUUUUUUUGUUUUUUUUUUUUGCUUCUUACCAUUGCAAAGGGGGAAAAUACGAAUUGUGAGAUUAAAGUCGGGCUUCCAUAAUAAAAUGCAUGCCUUUAAAAGGAUUUAAAUGUUUGCAACAAUCCAUCUGGUGUAUUAUGUCUCUAAGUAUUGCUUUAAAGUGUACCAAGGAAUCCUGAAAGCUAUUCUCUCAUGUACUUUAUACUGUACACUUGAAAAAUUGCCUUUGUAAUCUGUCUUUGUACAGCUGAGUUGAGCCAGGGUUUAUGGAAACAAAUAUUUGGUUGUCAAUUUCUGAGAUUAAGAACUCUUCUGAUUCCUGGUGUUAGAAAGAUAUCGCUUUCAAAGACUUGCUGGCACCCUUCUAAAUUAGCAGAUUAUAAAAUGAUUGUAGUAAAACGGUACAUGCAGAGGAAGUUUUAACCCCAUAAAGGUACUUUCUGGGUAGAAUGGGUUGUUUGUUUUCUACUCCAGAGCUUCUUUUUUUUUUUUUUUGAUUCUUUGUAUGACUGAUAAUCAUAGCGCCUUUUUAUAUGAGUUCAUAGAUAUACAGGUACAAGUAUACAGGUGCUACAUAAAGACUGAGUCUCAAUGGAAUGCCAUGUUGAAGUGUUACAUUUUGAAUAUCAUAAGAUACUGUCACUUUGCAUGUCUUCACUCCAAAUAAAUUUGAUAGAAUUAACUCUGAAA
Puntigrus tetrazona (Sumatra barb) is the source of this 4145-nucleotide messenger RNA. It is a transcript of the gene dvl2, whose product is annotated as dishevelled segment polarity protein 2. The transcript is spliced from 15 exons. NCBI's taxonomy places the organism in Eukaryota, Metazoa, Chordata, Actinopteri, Cypriniformes, Cyprinidae. Gene Ontology annotation, biological process: canonical Wnt signaling pathway; intracellular signal transduction. The coding region runs from base 409 to 2679 and encodes 756 amino acids. Gene Ontology annotation, cellular component: cytosol. The record is from RefSeq and is a predicted model, not a curated record. Gene Ontology annotation, molecular function: frizzled binding.